This is a messenger RNA of Ambispora gerdemannii, 510 nucleotides long. The record is from the annotation of a GenBank genome assembly. Lineage: Eukaryota; Fungi; Glomeromycota; Glomeromycetes; Archaeosporales; Ambisporaceae.
AUGCUUUCUUUCUUCUCACAAUUCUCACCACUUCCUUUGCUCGAUGAAAAAAAGCAAUAUGACAAAUAUACAUCCAAUGUUGAAACAUCGUCUUCGUCAUCUUCGGAGCCAGCAUUAAACCUAAUCGACAAAUCUUCUUCACUACAUCUUUAUCGACUACCAACAUUCUCAUACUCACCUCGAAGAAUAAAACGACAACAAGCAAGACACGGUGAAAAAAGCGGAACAAUAACAGCGAGUUCUUUUAGCAGCUCUUCAACAAAUUUCUCGAUUUCCAGUGAUAGUCAUUCAUCGGAGGUUGACUUACCAUCAUCGUCUUCAAUAUAUUAUGACGAUGAAAGAAUACUAAGUAGUACACCUCCAUCCUUCACCGCGCACAAUAAGGACCCGUUAGAGUAUGUGAGUUUCCCGAGUUUAGAAGAAAGUCAUCUUGAUGUUAAACAAAAGAAUAUUUGUGAAUUGGAGAUGGAAAGUUACGAUGAGAUGCUUGUUGGUGGUAUUAGAAUUUAG